GGACCAUUUAAAGAGGCAUAGCAGAGCCAGCAAAUGAGCUCCAGAGGAUGCGUGUCGGCUGAAAUUACUGUUAUUUUCUCUUCUUUUCUACAAAACUCAGUUGAUGUGGAGGGAAAUCUUGUGCUGUAUGUUUUCUCGUGCUCACACAAAACAAAAAGGGGGAUUUCGAGACACGAGGACAGAUGUAAGCAGAUCAACAAGAGCUGAAGAGGAUUGCUGGCAGACAGACUAUACUGCUUUGAGAGUUUGAAGAUAAGUCUGGGAACAAACGUCUGAUUGUACAAACAGUAAUCUGGUGCUGUUCUCAUGGAAAUCUACAAAACAAUCUCAUCUGGAAACCUCAGCAGAUGGAUUAUUUAUUUUUUUCUGCUUGUUUUUGUAAUAGUAAAUGAAGUGUCUCUGCAGGAGUCUGUUGAGGGUUUUAUUGGAGGUUCUGCUGUUUUACCUUGUUCUUCUAAAGAACCACCGCUCACAGUUCAAGACAUAGAUCUAGUGCGCUGGAGACACAAUUACGACCAGAAUGUGUAUGAGAUUAUUAAUGGUCAAGACUCUGUGGAAGGACAGGAUCCAGUGUACAGGAACAGAGUCGAAAGCUUCCCCGAGGAGUAUCUGAGAGAAAACUUCUCCAUCAAACUCAACAACCUUCAACACACUGAUGCAGGAGAAUACACGUGCUACAUCUUCAUGAAGGAACAAGUAUCCAGGAUUGUUGAGCUUUCGAUUAAAGAAAGAUCAGAAAGACAACUCCCCAGUGAAGGAACAAACCCAAAACCGGAGAUGAUUGUAAUGUUCAUUUCUAUUCUGUGCACAGGCAUUAUAUUUUCAUUGACUAACUCUGUCACAGCGGGGUUUUAAGGAGUUUUAGUCAUCGCUCACUUCGACUCUACGUCAUCUACACAGGUCUAUUGAAACAUCUGUAUAUCAUCUGUAGAUAUGAAUUAGUUGUUGUUCAUAUCUUCAUUAAUCUGUGAAGCCCAUCUAAACCUCUGCCCAGCGGUGCAAAUACCAGCAUGCACUAAACAUGUCGGUGUCUGUUCUAGAUGAGCUGCUUGAUGGAGGCAGACAUCAAUGAUCUCUGGUGCUCGUGUUACAGUGAUGAGAGAACUAUUUUACUAUUUUACCAACACUAAAUUACAAUUUAAGUAUACGAAAGGCUGUGAAAAUGUUUUAUUGUGAACCAAUCCCAGGCCUCAUGUGACGUGCUGUAAAAAAUACAACUUGUAUGUUUCAUUACAAUCACUAGGACACAUUUCUUAAUACGUAAGACACUUUUUCAAAACCCUCCACCAUUUCUCCUUAUAAACAAUUUCAGUUUGGCACAGCAGUUAAUUUGACUCAAAUGCACUAAAACUAUGAAAACACUACAUACUUUGUCCCAAAUCAAAUCAUUCAUGAGUUCAUUAUAAAUGGCCUGUCCAGAAACCAAUGGUAGUAGUCAUGUAUAGAUAAACAGAAAAUACUGUAAUGUGCACUUAUUCAUUUAGCAGAUGCUUUUAUCUGAAAAACAACAAACGAUUCAUCAUUAAGAGGCAAAUAGACUCAAGAAGUGUGCAUAAUACAAAGUUUCAGACAUUGUUUAGAAUAGUACAAGAUAAAAAAACAAAAAAAAAACGGGAAGCAUUGACGAGUUUGUGCUCAUGGGUGAAAUAAUUUUCAGCAGUAUUUUGAAUAUUGUCUGGAAUAAGGCAUUAUGAAUGGGGUUGUGAAGAUUCCACCAGCCAGGAACAGUGAAUGUAAAUGUUCUGGAAAGUGAUUAGUGCCUCUCUGUGAUGGUACCAUGAGGCGUCCUUCACUUCAGAUAUUAGGUUUCAGCAGGGGAUAUUGUCUUGUAAGAGUGAGUAGAAGUAGAAGAGUGCACACUCAGAGGCUGAUCUGUAUACAAGCAUUAAAAUUGUGAACCUUGUGAGUUAAAACUAGUAGACAGUGUAUAGAGAUAAAGAGAGGUGUGACAUGGGCUCUUCUGGGUUCACUGAACUGAGAUAUCCUGCUAGACCUUUUAAUAUAAUCUUUUCUCUUUACCAUUAUAUAUUAACUCUAUAUUCAGCUACUUUUAUAUGACUUAUCUUUGUAUAGUUUCUUAAUAUUCAUAAUAAACAUGAUGGAGUCAUUGCUGUUGUCAUGAGUCUCAUGAACCUCAGGCUGAAUCUUGAUUUCCGUCUGCAAUGUUCAGGAAUCAUCACAUGCAUUGUUUAUCAGUAUUAUCUCAUCAAUCUUUGCUCGGUUAUCUUUUGUUUUUUAAUAAAUGUGUAUAUGAGAGAGAAGCGGUGUCCAAUACCCAGUUUUAUUGUUGUUUUCAUGGUGGUACUCAUUUUAUAAAAUGUAUAUGUAAUUUUAUAUUUAGUGGUUUUAGCAGAGUGGGUGUGAACUUUUCAAGCACACCUGUGGAGGGAGUUCUCAUGUAAGCUUUAUGUAAAUGUUUUGCACUCACAGAACAAAUGUUGAGACCAUCUCUUUAUUUGGGUCACAAUCACUGUGAAGUGAUAACACGUCUGUUCUGUGUACCUCUCUGAUAAAGAGAGACAAAGCUGGGCUUUGUCUAAUGUGAUUUAAAAUGUGUUUAAAGUUUUAAAUGUUUAAAUGUUAAAUGUUUUUAUGCUUUAAUACAUUUUUGAUUUACGAUUGUUUUUCAAUCUGUAACCAUUGCAUUAAUAUUUUAAUUUUGUGCAAUAUUUUUUUUUUUGUUUCACGCAAUCAUUUGUUUCUUUGUUUGUUGUGAGAUUUGAUGGAUCCUGUUUAAUGUGGGACAAAUUGAGAAAAUAUGUAACACUGUAACCAAAAUAUAUGUUCGUUGGGAUUGUUUGGAUAUGAAGAGGCCUGUCUUAUAGAUAAAAUUGUCUCUUUAUGUCUCCAA
Messenger RNA from Carassius gibelio (silver crucian carp), 2851 nucleotides. Its product is annotated as CD276 antigen homolog. Gene Ontology annotation, biological process: cellular response to lipopolysaccharide; positive regulation of T cell proliferation; negative regulation of T cell proliferation. The coding region runs from base 307 to 855 and encodes 182 amino acids. The transcript has 6 exons. Gene Ontology annotation, cellular component: external side of plasma membrane. The record is from RefSeq and is a predicted model, not a curated record. NCBI's taxonomy places the organism in Eukaryota, Metazoa, Chordata, Actinopteri, Cypriniformes, Cyprinidae.